Molecule: messenger RNA, 365 nt
Organism: Heterotrigona itama
Lineage: Eukaryota; Metazoa; Arthropoda; Insecta; Hymenoptera; Apidae
Source: the annotation of a GenBank genome assembly
AUGCAACAUGCACACACAACAUUGCACAGAAAAAGAGGAGAAGGAGAAUCAGAGAACAGAGAGAGGGAGAGAGACAGACGAACGAGAGAGGCGAACGAGAAACUGCUGGUGGAAGUAAACCAAGAUACGAGACAAUACCAUGCCAUCGGGCGAGAUAGGUUUCCCUUCCCCCACCCCCUCUUUGUUAUUAAAAUGAUCUUCACGAUUAACUUGAUUUUUUUUCCCCUUAGAAUUUUACUUUUUCUCCGUUAUUUUUUUUUUUCUUUUUUCCUUUCUCUCGUGCGGAGAUACGUUACGUGGAUAAUUCCGGAUAGUUAAGAGAUCUAAGAGGCACAAAAGGGUCAGGGAACGAGGAAGGAUUUUAA